Tuber melanosporum (Perigord truffle) is the source of this 1518-nucleotide messenger RNA. RefSeq lists its product as uncharacterized. NCBI's taxonomy places the organism in Eukaryota, Fungi, Ascomycota, Pezizomycetes, Pezizales, Tuberaceae. Gene Ontology annotation, molecular function: protein binding. The coding region runs from base 295 to 1290 and encodes 331 amino acids. The record is from RefSeq and is a predicted model, not a curated record. The transcript is spliced from 7 exons.
CUCCCCUUCCCCGAAAGUUCAAAUUUAUCUUUUUCACAACGCCAUACAGCCCAUACCGCGACCGUGAUCGUACCGUGUUAUUAUAUCCCCAUACGCACACCCCGUGUCUUAUCCUGUCGGCGCUUGGAGCCGAUUAUAUACUGGGUUCUGUCCUUGUACUUGUCCACAACUAAAAGGGGAGGGAAGGAAAGGGAGAAAGGAAAGGAAAACAUCUACAAAGCAUCUUUUUCACUCUUCGCAAUAUCUUCCUUAUUUGCUUCACAAAGCGGAGGAAAGAACGCGACAUAAGGAGAAAUGACCUUCAAAAACAUAUUCAAGAAGGACGGUGGUGGAAGUAGUGGUAGUAGCAAGAAGGAAGGAGGGUCAACAACACCACCGCCACCAACACAAAAUCCCGAGUUCACCUUCAUCCGCAGCGAUACCAACACCCAGGACGUCCUGAACCUCCACGAUCGCAACCAUAACCACAACCAGCACCAGCAGCAAGAUAAAGGCCGCCUAUCACUCGACCGCCCGCACUCCUCCUCCGGACGUCCCAGAUCUCCCAGCAAACUAAGCCUCUCCACUCUAUCCCCCCGGCGCAGAUCCAAUUCGUCGGCGCACGUGCCCGCGGACUUACCCAGCAUCUCGAGCACCGGUGACAAAGAGCAGCAAUGGGAGCUGCGGGCGGCGAAACUUGCUCAGAGCGGGCAACCGAGUCCCGGGAUUGUGCCAAGGGGGUAUGGUGAGGAGGUGGUUGCUCACAGCGAUGAUAAUAUUCAAGAGGCGAUUCGAUUACAUGAGGCCGGAGAGCUAGGAAGGUCUACAGCAAUCUUCGGACGUCUCGCAGAUCCGAACGGCCCAAACAACCCACUAUCCCAAGUUCUCUAUGGACUCGCCCUCCGUCAUGGCUGGGGCAUAGAACCAAACCUCCCCCGCGCGCUAACCUACCUCCAAUCCGCCGCGCGAAAUUCCGCCGCUGUGGAAGAGCUAGCCCUAAAAGCCGGCAUGACCAAGGGCGGGAGCGCAAAGGGCGAGCUCGUGCUCGCGAUAUUCGAGCUGGGGAAUUGUUUCCGCCACGGCUGGGGCGUGCAAAAGGAUCCCGUCGCGGCGCGAGAAUACUACGAGACAGCGGCGAACCUUGGGGACGCGGAUGCCAUGAACGAGGUCGCAUGGUGUUAUUUGGAAGGCUUUGGAUGUCGGAAGGAUAAGAUGAAAUCCGCAAUGUUCUACCGUAUGGCGGAAAAACAGGGCAAUAAGAUUCUUGGAAACACUUGGAUAUACAAGGACAAAUACAUGACCGGCGGUUGAUGGUUGGAUAGAUGGAUGGAUGCAUUACAUUGGAGAUUCGGGUUUAGUUAGUUCUUGUAAGGGAGGCUUUUUCGAUUUCCAAUUUCCGAUUUUCGAUCCUCGAUUUCUUUUUAUUUUCUUUCCACUCCUCGUAUGAUACUCACUUUGUUCUCGUACUCGAGCAUCACACUUGUAUCUAAGCGUAGUCUAGAAUACCCAUCAGGAUAAAGUCAAAACCUAUCAUACCUA